Molecule: messenger RNA, 1018 nt
Organism: Tarenaya hassleriana
Lineage: Eukaryota; Viridiplantae; Streptophyta; Magnoliopsida; Brassicales; Cleomaceae
Product: GTP-binding nuclear protein Ran-3
Exons: 8
Coding region: 107-772 (221 amino acids)
Biological process (GO): ribosomal subunit export from nucleus; protein import into nucleus
Cellular component (GO): nucleus; cytoplasm
Molecular function (GO): GTP binding; GTPase activity
Source: RefSeq, a predicted model, not a curated record
AGCCAAACCCUCUCUCCUUUUAAACCCCUCUCUGCCUCUCGCCGUUCUUCAUCACCACAUUUCUCUCUUGUUUCCCCCGCAGCUCGAUUCUUUUCUGCUGCUAUCAAUGGCUCUACCGAACCAGCAAACCGUAGAUUACCCUAGCUUCAAGCUUGUCAUCGUCGGUGAUGGAGGGACUGGAAAAACUACAUUUGUCAAGAGACAUCUUACCGGAGAGUUUGAGAAGAAGUAUGAACCUACUAUUGGUGUGGAGGUUCAUCCUCUUGAUUUCUUCACAAACUGCGGCAAGAUCCGGUUUUACUGCUGGGAUACCGCUGGCCAAGAGAAAUUCGGUGGUCUAAGGGACGGAUACUACAUCCAUGGACAAUGUGCCAUCAUUAUGUUUGACGUUACAGCCCGUCUCACAUACAAGAAUGUUCCUACAUGGCACCGUGACUUGUGCAGGGUUUGUGAGAACAUCCCGAUUGUUCUCUGUGGAAACAAAGUUGAUGUGAAGAACAGGCAAGUGAAGGCGAAGCAGGUUACUUUCCACAGAAAGAAGAAUCUUCAGUACUAUGAGAUCUCUGCCAAGAGCAACUACAACUUUGAGAAGCCAUUCUUGUACCUUGCCAGGAAACUCGCCGGGGACCCUAACCUUCACUUUGUGGAAUCACCUGCCCUUGCUCCCCCAGAAGUCACCAUUGACUUGGCUGCUCAACAACAGCAUGAGGCUGAGCUCGCAGCGGCAGCAAGUCAGCCACUUCCUGACGACGAUGAUGACACCUUCGAGUAAAAAAGAAGCUGUGUGUGGGGUCGAUGUUACAUAUUUUGAUCGUCAUGUGUUUUUUUUUCCUGAGUUUUGAGACGUGGAAUUUGGUUUGUUAGGUUGAGGGUUUUUAUGUCCCUUUGCGAUUUUCAAACCGAGUUUUUAAAAAAUGUGAUCGUUGUGUUGGAAUUUGCUCUCUCCGUUACCAUGUUCUAUUUUCAAUGGUGUAAUCCAUUCCCCAUUAGUUCUAUGCCUCGGAUUCUAUUUCAGUUC